GGCUUUCCGUCGACGCUCCUGCCGCCUUCCUCUUCCUCCUCUCUAUGGCCUUCCCCCCAUCCGGAGGAAGGAGAGUCGAGACGCGGCCCGCAGCCCCGCCGGAACACUAAGAUGAAUACUUUAGUCAUGUACCCCUCCCACCAGUUUUCAGAAGAAGAUAAAAAGAUGUAUUAUAUCUUGACUGAUGACUUUCCUUAUGGUAGCAAGCUGUUUCCUGCAGGGAGUAUAUGUUACCUGAACGAACAGACUUUCCUGCAUCACAUCAGCAUGGGGUCCACUCGUUUCUGGAGGUUUGUCAUGGUUGAGGACGGUUCUGUGGUCACGAUGGAUGUCGAGAGUCUGCAGCCCCUGAAUGAGAAGAUGGCUGAUUUCCUUCUGGCUGUCAGCAAUGUUCACGAACGGUUAAACUGCUUUCUGGACUGUCGACUUCUAGACGCAGCCAUGAAAGCCAGAGUGGGUCAGCAGGUCUUUGUAGAACUAAACCAUCAAACGUUCCCUGGAGUCAUCCGCUACAUUGGGAAGCUUCAUAAGAGCCCUUGGAUAUCUGGACUCUGCCCUGUUUACUUCGGGGUGGAGCUGCAGGGUGACGGUGAUGGCAAAGGCCACUGUGAUGGAACCUAUAGCGGGACCAAGUGCUUCAAGUGUAAGCCGGGCGGGGGCAUUUUUUUGCCCUUUAACAAGCUGCAGUUCCUGCCAAUGCCGGAGGACACAAAACUGAAGGAGGUGGAAAAGUUGGAUGGCAUUCAGGAGAUGCCAGUCAAAGUCGGGGAGGCCGUGGGCUUCUAUUUGGACGAUGCCUUCACACGAGGAAUAGCAAUGGAUGUGUACAAAGAAGGGAGCACCUGGAUGGUGAAAGUGUGCCUGGAGGAUGAAGCCAUCAUGGAUGGUUUCCGAAUUAUCCCUAUGGACUCUGUGGUGAAAGAGGAGCUGCUGCUUCCAGCUUUUGAAAUAGAGGCAGAUUCGGGGCCUCAAGACCGGCUAAAAUGUAAGAGAAGUGAGAGCGAAACAGAGAAGGAAACCAAGCCACCCUCCCUGGACGUGAACUCCGUGGUCCAGAUCGAUUUAGAGAAGGGGAAUUCCGUCACGGGAACGAUCCGCUGGGUUGGCUGCCUACCCAACACUCGGGAGAAAGUGGCUGGGGUUGAGUUGGAUGAAGAGAAGGGGGUCUCGGAUGGGGAGUUGCAAGGCAUCCGCUACUUCAGCUGCCCCCCCAAGAGGGGUCUCUUUGUGAAAUUGGAGUCGUGCCAGCCAGACAUGCGUUUCCAGACAAACAGUCACACACCUUGGGAAUCCCUGGAGCUGAGUGGACCAGACACCCCUGUGGUCUUCAGCAACCUGCCACCCCUCAGGGACGAGAUGGCUGUGAAGGUCUUAAGUGGGCGGAUGAGAGGGAUCCAAGGCCAUUGCAACUCCUGCUACAUGGAUGCCGCCCUUUUCAGCCUCUUCUCCUGCACAUCAGUCCUGGACUCCAUGCUCUACAAGCCUUCUUUCCCACCUGAGCUGCAAGUUCAGAAGAUCCUCCGGGACAAGAUAGUCAACCCUCUCAGGCAGAAUGGUUUUGUUGCUGCUAGGAGUGUGAUGGAUCUACGGCACCACCUGACGGAGAAGGGCCAGUGUUCCAGCUUUGCCACCUCAGAGAAAGACCCUGAGGAGUUUCUGAAUCUCAUCAUGCAUCGCAUCCUUGGGAUAGAGCCCCUUUUGAAACUACAGUCUGGGCGGCUGAAGGAGCAAGAGUGCUAUUAUUACCAGAUAUUUAUGGACAAGCAGGAGGACUUGGUGGUCCCCAAUGUGCAGCAGCUGGUGGAACAUUCCUUCCUGUCUUCUGAUCUCAAGCUGGUGGAGAUCCCAUCCUGCUUUAUCAUUCAAAUGCCCCGUUUCGGCAAGGAGUACAAGAUGUUCAGCAAGAUCAUUCCCUCCUUGGAGCUGGACAUCACCGAUCUGCUGCAGGAUAGUCCCAGAGAAUGCUUUGUGUGUGGAGAUGCGGCCACUCGAGAGUGCUCGGCGUGCUUUAAAGACAAAAUGUUCGCCGACACGGGUCUGAAGCAGUACUGUGAUCCCUGCUGCAGGCAGGCUCACUCUCAUUACCAGCGGAAGGCCCACCGGACCACCGAGCUGCACAUCCCCGAGGAGUUCCACAGGGCUUUUUGCCAGGGCAACCGGCGGGUCCCUCGGGAGAAGCUGGAGCUCUUUGCCGUUCUCUGCAUCGAGACGAGUCACUACGUUGCCUUCGUGAAAUAUGGACCAGAAAAGGAGAACUGGAUGUUUUUUGACAGCAUGGCAGACAGGCAUGGUGAUGAGAACGGUUACAACAUCCCCACGGUGACCCUGUGCCCAGAGGUGGCGAAGUACCUGGAGAUGCCGGUGGCUGCCUUGGCCAUGGAGCAGCCCCGAGACAUGGAAGGAGUCGCCAAGCGCCUCUUCUGUGAUGCCUACAUGUACAUGUACCAGAGCAAGAGGAUGGCGCUCUAUAAAUGAUGGCCGAGUCGCUUCGUAUCGCUGACCGUGGAAUGAAGGCGGAGCCGUCCCAGGACCCUUUUGCUGCGGGUCUCUUCCGAGACGUCGCUCAUGCUGUUUACAAAACUUGCCUUUAGGGACAAGAGGAAGGGGAAUGAUCCUUGUUUCCACAGCUGAUGACUUGGAACUGGCAAGCCCCAGGUGACCCGCGCUGUGGGGGAGGGCAUCACCCCACCGCGGUCUUUCCAUGUCCUUUUCCCGGGAGCCUUCCCCCAUAUUUUCUCAGCACUGGGUCAUACCUGGGGAAGGCAGAAAGCUCCAGGCCCGUCUGGAUGCAGCUCCGUGGUCCUGCGACUCUGAAUCCGGUCGUGGUUUAGGCCACGGAUCCAGACCACUUGUGGGCUUGGCCAAUCCCAGCUUUGGAUCGAAUUUUUCUCCCUGCUUGUCUGGGAGAUGGGAAUGGAGACUCUCUGGUGAAGAAAAGCUUCCUGCCAGUUCUCGGUUUGACCGGGAAUCCCAAGGGGACCAGCUGCUGCUCUUCCCCUGGCACAUCCGGUUUGUCUCUUUCCUUGGACCCCUGGCAUUGGUGGGAGCCCUCGCGCAGACGACGGGCCCUUGGGCUUCUCACGCGCCCUAGUUUUAGACGAAAGUGCUAGCGGUUGUGUCUGGCUUUGUUUGUACCCUGUGGUGUGGCAGAAGGGAAAGGAAGCCAGCAGUUCUUCUUGCCUUUCCCUCGGAGGUUUUCGUCCUGGUGCAAAAACCUGCCUCAUGGGGUUCAGAAAUCAUGCUUGGUUGACCUUCUCUUUUCAAAAUCCUAUAAAGGUUCCUUAGCAAUUUAUCUUCACCGGGUUGGACUGAGGUUCUCUUUAAGGUAAUAUAUUUGUUGCUCAACUAGGAAUGAGAAGGUGGGCUCGCCAUAGCCUCUCCCCGCUCUUCUCCACUGAAAAAGGGGCAGCCAUGCCGGCAGAAGUCUCCAGGAGCUGUGAAACAAGAGAGUUAUCUUCUAGGUACUUAACAGCGUCAAGAAAAAAAAGGGAGGACGCAGCCUAUGGAGGGAUAGAGAACGAAGGAGGUAGAGCUUCCAGAGACCCUUUGCGUCUGCCCACUCCGGCUGUAAAGGGUUGGCAUUUGGCAUUUUCGGACAUUCCCACAGGAGUAUAAAGGUAUAUCGAAAAUAUUAUGUGCAAGACAUGUAGAGUUCUAUCUGCUUGGCGUAGAUUUUGCAAAAUGACAUUUUAGUAGAUGAAAGACAGGUAACGUUUUGUGAAUAUUGUGCAAUAAAAUAAGAGUGAGGGGUGGGCAGAUUGCUGGACCCAUUUGGUGGGGUUUCUGUGAUGCUACUGAGAGGUCACGCCUUGUAGGCUGUGAACCAUUUCUUGAACCUUUAGCACUUUUCAUCAAAGGUACCGCCUUUUGGAAUGAGGAUUAUGUUUGACAGGGAAUGUGGGAGCUCGUCAGCGUCCAGAAACUGGAAAUGAGAUCAAAGUAUGGGAAAUUCAACAAGUGAGGAGUCGGCUCCAUUUAUCUGGCACUCGACGGGAGUGACGUAGCAACCUUCCCACUUCGUUUUGCUGGUGGUCUAGCAUCCCAACCAGCGACGGGUACUCAGCUGGCUUAGAAAACUCAUUUGACAUAAGCAAACCAUUUCUGUGCAAUAUCUGGGGUGUCUUUGCUGAUUUAAACCAUGUUUCCCACCACUGUAACCUUAUCUCUGAAGUAUGUAAUUUUCCCUCUCUCAUUAUUUCUCUAAUUUUUACCUUAAGCAAUCUCAGGGAAACAAAGAUUUUUUUUAUUAUAUUGUGAUAACUAAUUUCUAAAACGUACUUUCCAAUAAUACAAUCUUAUUUUUGACUCGA
Messenger RNA from Pogona vitticeps (central bearded dragon), 4310 nucleotides. RefSeq names its product ubiquitin carboxyl-terminal hydrolase CYLD. The record is from RefSeq and is a predicted model, not a curated record. Gene Ontology annotation, molecular function: cysteine-type deubiquitinase activity. Gene Ontology annotation, biological process: protein deubiquitination. NCBI's taxonomy places the organism in Eukaryota, Metazoa, Chordata, Lepidosauria, Squamata, Agamidae.